Molecule: messenger RNA, 1474 nt
Organism: Helianthus annuus (common sunflower)
Lineage: Eukaryota; Viridiplantae; Streptophyta; Magnoliopsida; Asterales; Asteraceae
Product: UDP-glycosyltransferase 91A1
Exons: 1
Coding region: 26-1411 (461 amino acids)
Molecular function (GO): UDP-glycosyltransferase activity
Source: RefSeq, a predicted model, not a curated record
AAAGCAAUUCUCAUAAACUGAGUUGAUGGGCGACCAAAACUAUGCUAAGCUCCACAUAGCAAUGCUUCCAUGGCUAGCCUUUGGCCACCUUAUCCCCUUCCUUGAACUCGCAAAGCUUCUAGCCUCCAAAGGUCACAACAUCUCCUUCAUAUCAACCUCUCGAAACAUCGAUCGCCUCCCUCAAAUCCCACAAACCCUAACCCCUUUUAUUCAAUUUAUCAAAAUCAAUCUACCAAAAGCUCUAAAUCUCCCGGAAAACGCAGACUCCACCAAGGAUUUACCCUUCAACAAGGUCAAGUACCUCAAACUCGCAUGCGACCGCCUCCAAACGCCCCUCGCCCAUUUCCUUGAAACCUCAUCUCCGGAUUGGAUUAUGUGCGAUUUCGUUACUUACUGGGUUGGUCCGAUCGCGGCUGAACGCGGCAUCCGAUCGGCUUAUUUUAGUGUUUUUCCGGCCCUGAUGUUGUGUUUCGCGGGUACCCCUGAGGUGGCCAUGCAUGGCGAUGAUUCCCGAGUAACACUCGAGGAUUUUGUCAAACGACCCAAGUGGGUGUCGUUUCAAUCUGAAGUUCGACCGAGUAUGUUUCAACUCAUCAGAGGGAAUGAAAACUUCAAUGCGGUCGAAGAAAACGUUAGCGAUGCGUAUCGGCUUGGGGCGACGGUCCGCGGCUGUGACGCGGUGAUUGUAAGAAGUAGUUUCGGUUUCGAGCUGGAGUGGUUGAACCUCUUGGACGAGCUUUACAAAAAACCGGUCAUUCCGGCCGGGCUUUUACCGGCAGCAGCGGAUACCGAAUGCCAUGCAUGUUGGCCGGAAACGAAACAGUGGUUGGACAUGCAUGAAAAAGGGUCGGUAGUUUACAUUGCGUUUGGAACUGAAACAAAACCGAGUCAGUACGAGUUGACUCAGUUGGCUUUAGGUUUAGAGUUGUGUGGGUUACCGUUUUACUGGGUGUUAAUUGAUCAGCGUGGGGUAUCAGAUGAUGACGUCAUUGAGUUGCCAUGUGGGUUUGAGGAGAGGACACGUGGACGUGGUGUGGUGUGUAGGGGUUGGGCACCGCAGUUCAAGAUACUGAAUCAUGACUCGGUGGGUGGGUUGUUGAUUCACUCGGGUAUGAGUUCAGUGGUGGAAGGGUUUCAACUCGGUAAACCGCUGGUGUUGCUGCCGUUCUUAAUGGAUCAAGGUUUGAUUGCUAGUUAUUUGGUGGAGAAGAAGAUGGCAUAUAUGAUUCAUAGGGAGGAUGUGGAUGGGUCGUUUACUCCAGAAUCGGUGGCUGACUCACUGAGUCUUGUGAUGGUGAGAGAAGAGGGGAAAAUGUAUAGGGAAAAAGCUAAAGAGAUGAUGGGUUUGUUCGGUGACAGAGAUGUUCAAGAUGACUAUGUUGAUGAUUUGAUUCGGUUUCUUCAAACAUAGUUGUUUGGUGUCAUGGUUAAUGUUCCAACUUUAAUUUAAUGUAAUACAUUUUAUUUUAUUGAA